AUGUUCGCGGGUCUUGCUCACGUCAAUAUUACCGUGCCAGAGGGCACAUUAGACUCAGCAUAUGAGUUUUACGUUAACACGGUAGGGCUGACACCAAGCCCCGUGCCAGCUCUUCAAAAGAACUCCCUGGCCUGGUUCAAUAUCGGUUCUUCAGGCCAGCAGGUCCAUGUUGCUCUCGGGGCUAAUCUCGAACUUGACCACAAACGUCAUCCUUGCUUCAAGCUGGAAAAUAAGGAGUCUCUCAUCGAAUUGCAGCACAAAAUAUGGAAGCAUUUUGAAGCGGGCGGUGCGGCUGCUCCGCUGGCAAUUGACAAGCCUGGGGAGGCCAAUUCUGGUGCGAAAGGUGUCGAGUAUCCCGAUCGCUUCUUUGCACGGGACUUUGCCGGUAACAGAUUAGAAUUCAGCUUGUAA
Molecule: messenger RNA, 411 nt
Organism: Clonostachys byssicola
Lineage: Eukaryota; Fungi; Ascomycota; Sordariomycetes; Hypocreales; Bionectriaceae
Source: the annotation of a GenBank genome assembly